CCCGGCGGUGGCGGAUGCCGCGAUGCUGCUGGUGCUGUCGGCGGAGCACCGGGCGCACCUGGGCUGCUUGCCGCGGGCGGGCGGCGCAGCCGUGGGCGAGCUGGGCCGCCUGGCGCUGGAGCAGCUGCGGCGGGGAGCGGCACCGCGGGCCUGCGAGGCCGCCGCCAGAAAGCUGGACAUUGGCGUUGACACCAUUCAGCAUGGAGUAGAGGGACUAACCUAUCUUCUUACUGAGAGCUCCAAGCUUAUGAUUUCUGAGAUUGACUUUCAAGAUUCCAUUCAUGUUCUGGGGUUCUCAGAUGAAUUGAACAAAUCCUUGCUCCAGCUGUACCUUGACAACAGGAAGGAGAUCAGGAGCAUUCUUGGAGAGCUGGCACCAAGGCUGCCCAGCUACCACAAUCUGGAGUGGAGACUGGAUGUGCAGCUUGCAAGCAGAAGUUUGAGACAACAGAUCAAGCCUGCUGUGACCAUGAAGCUAUAUCUUAACCAGAAUGAAGAUCAAACUGCCCAGGUGUUGCAAACUGACCCUGCUACCCUUCUCCACCUGAUCCAGCAACUGGAGCAGGCACUGGGGGAGAUGAAGACGAACCACUGCAGGAGAAUAGUGCGCAACAUGAAAUAGCCUCAAUUCCUGCCUGCUCUCCUACUGAGCAGGUUGUGAAACAGCUCAAAACAAUGCUCACAAAUACACUUUGAGGAAAAAUAAACAUCUGGAUCAGAUGAACUGCUUUCCUGUGCCAGGAUCUUGAGCCAGUAAUUACAGGCCAAAUGUCCUCGGCUGCCAGCUUUGCAAAUCUGACAGAUACAAGAGAGGUAAUUGGGUUUGCAUUACUUGCAAAUGGAGGCAUUCAGCAUACUAUGCUGAGAAUUCCUUUAGCUCUAAAUUAGUAUGGAUCUGCUUGAGCUUUCCUACCUUUGGUAGAACUGUCUCAAUAUUAUUUGAAGCUGCAUAUUUACUGUUACAUUUAUAAAGUAAUUUUUUCUCUUUUGCUUCUCUUUAAAAUAUUUUUUAAACCCUUAUACUGGUGAGAAUGAUACUUUGCAGGAAGACUUCUCCCAUGUAGACUCAGGUGUGUGUAAAAGCCGAUGUGGGACUGCUGCCCUUUUCCUCCUGAGGACUGGGUCAGUGGGGGCUGGUGUGACACUGCUGCUCUGCCCUUCUCACCUAUAACCGAGCCAACACUCCUGUUAGCAGAGCCUGCUGUGACCCCGCAGGACAGCUGAGGCUUUCUGCAGCCAGCCCAGUGGCCUGCACUGGGUUGGCAAACUGGUUAUAUGUGAAGGUGGUCUGAAAACUUGCAAAAGCAGAGCUAUGGGUGAGGAGGCAGGUUAAGAAUAGUGUUAACCUCUGCUAACUCUGGUCUCUGUGCCCCGAUGCCAUGGUUUGUGUUCCACUGUUCAGAUAGUGCUCAUAAAGGCAAGACCAGCUAUUGCAACCAAAAUUAUGCUUUUCCAUUGUUAAGAAAAAUGUCUAAUAAAGAUGAUGUCAAAUGUCACUUUUCAGUUGUAUUCUAAUGCAGUAUUUUGCAGCUUUUGUGAUUGAGAUUAAAUGGUUUUAGUAAUCCAUGCUUUAGUGUCACUGCUGAGGGUGCAUCAUAAAGGCCUUAAAGUAUAUAGGACAGGACAAGAAGGCGAGAGAGAACCAUAACAUACAGAUUCUGGCAAUAACUAUUCACCGUCUUUCAUGGCAACACCAUAAACUUCUGUAUUAAUUGUGUUUUUACAUUCAAAACUGCAUUCUUUCUGUUUUGGAUUUUUGUACUUCUGUACUACUAUUUCAAAUUAAACCUGCAUGACUGAAGUGCUUUAAAAAAAGUUUUCUGGAACGUGGAGUUGCCUGUUCCGCAGCUGCUGUGCAGUGUGGCGAUGGUGUGAACAAACUGAAUUGCCUUUCUCUGUGAAUCAGCAACGUGUUUCUUUUAUCAUCCCUGUGUGGUGACCUUUUUCAUAGAAUCAUUUUCAUAUAUAGUACAUGGUAAUUAAAUGUUACUACUUGGGAUUUUUGUUUCGUAUUUUUUUAUGUAAUUUGCCUCUUUUUUCAGUGAGACACAAGAACAGCCAAAAAGUAGGUGAGUGGUUUCCCUCAUUCCAUCUUUUCUCACUACAUCCACAGUCUGUAACUCAGGGCAGCAAGACAGGAAUUUUAGAUACAAAUCCUUGAAGCUUUUUGUGUCAUUGCCUGAUGAACUUGAAUAUAUUCACAUUUUUGUCUCUUAAAGUUUUUUAAAAAACCCAGCUGCUCUAGAGCUGAUUGGCAUCAUGGUAAGUGCUGGCAACCUACGUGUCACAUCCUGAAGCAUGUGCUAGCUAUAGAGGGAGAGGGUUUCCCUUGGGGAUCCUGAGUAAAAUGGACAGUUGAAGGCAGAUGCUGAGAAUGGAAAAUGAAACACCUUUUCCCUUUACAAAAAAUUACCUCAGUUGAGGAUGGUCAAAGUUAAACUUUGAAUCUGGGUGAAACUGAGAGAAACUCAAACUCUGACAGUGAUCCACGAACAGACAAGAGAGAGAGAGGGAGAAAGAUCCUUUACACCAAGUGUGUUGCUUUUGAAUUUUUACCUUUCAGUUUGUUCUGGGGGAAGAACUGAGCCUGGAAAAGCAGCUGCUUGGCAGCAGGAUUUGGGCUUCAUUAUUGGAAAGGCAGAUUUGCCUUUAGGUGAGGUUGGAACUGGUCUAACUACACCUCUGCAAGUUGUCCCUUUCCUUGUUUUCACAGCACCUGUGACAGCUGCCCAGGGCUUGGCACCUGAAGUGCCAAGUGUGACCACGCAGUGCUGCCCGCACCUCGGAGGGCAGGGAAAAGGCAUCUGCAUCAGUAACCCAGGGAUACUGGUAAAAUAAGAAUUCACCUUUGCAUCUGGUUUUUUAGAUUUUUCAAUCUGGAUUUUUUCAGUUUUGUUGUAAACUCCCAAGUGAAAGGUGGCAUAUAAAGCUAUAUUUAAUAUAUCUUCUCUAAUGAAUUUGCACUUGCUUUAUAGAAACAGGAUAUGGAGACUACCAAAUCUGAUUAUAAUUAAACUACUAGCUUUGUUUCCUGGCAAAAUCCACAUCAGAAAACCCUCUCCAUGUACAUGCAGUUUAUUGACACAGAAGAAAACUGUAUCUUUCUGCAAGUUAAAUUAGUUAUGCUAAAAAAGCAUGUUUUGUGCUGGUGUGAUUCUCAGCACUGCCCUGUGCUGCCCUCCUGCCUUGAGACAGCAGAGCUGAGCUGCUUUUGCUCUGCAGCCACUCCCUGUUUCAGCCCUGUUGGCCAGGUCAUUGUUCUGGGCUGUUGGCAGUGUGCACACAGGGACUCAGGCUGACAGAGCAACUCCAGAACAACUCAGGCCAAUAAGAUCACACUGUAUUAUAAUAAUUUCUGUAUUUCUUUUUGUAAUUCUGGACUUCAACUCUGAAGCAGCAAAUCAGGUCCCACUUUAUCUUACAUGACUGUUUUGGGACUUACUAAUCCCACUGAAUUUGGCCAAAAAUCAUCUUCCAAAUCUGCCUUGAGUAACUGAAAGUCUGCAAAACUGGCAGUUUUUUUGUCCUUUAAACAUUGCCACCAUUUCCACAAACGAGAAUUCAUUUCCUAAUUCAUUUAUGUGUGAAGUCAGCUAUAUUAGCAAACCUCAUUGUCAGCAGCACUCAGAGAUGGCUGAGACAAACCAGCGAUGGCCUGUCUCUGUAUUUGUUCCCCUGUCUCUUGGGAGAGGGCACACUGAGUUCAGUCAAGAGGCUGAAACAGGCAGCUGGAGCACGGGGACUUCUGACGUGGCUUCAGCUGUUUGCAAACUCCACAGUGCAGCUUCCCCGGGAUCCCCACUGCAGACCCUGUCACCUGCCUUUGCUGGGGAGGAGCAGUGUCUGCAUGUCCCAUUCUGCUGGCUCUGCUCUAAGGCACAGUCUCUGAGACUCAAACACUGCUGCAAUUUUUUGGUUAGAGCAGCUGUUUCCAAAAUGAAUGUCUGAGCAGUCAUCUACAGAGAUGUCCACGUAGCUUGCUUGCCAGUAAAAUUACAUCAACUUAUAAAACAACAUGAACUGAGCUGACAGAAUGGGGUUUUUUGCUAGCAGCCUGCCCACACCAGAGGUUUUGCUGUCUGAGGAGGUAUAUGCUUACACAGCUGCUUUGAGGAAACUCCUAACAGACACCAGGUUUUUGUAUUAAAUAAACCACAGCACAGUUGCCUACAUAGGACAUGCUCUGCGUGCGUCCUGAGGUGCCAGCCAAAGUCUUGAAGCUGUCAGUCACCUGAGGAACAAACAGCUGGGAAAUGCACACAGACAAAAAGAAGCAUUGACCCCUUUGUUAACAAACACACUAUAUUUACUGAAGUACACUUUUGCAGAAGCCUCUUGAAAAUUAGAUUAAUACAGAACUACUAGCAAGAGCAGAAUACACAAAAAAGUUUAUCAAACGAUACCCUGUUGCCAUAAGAACAGAUAAAAAUUAUUUGCAUGACAAA
This is a messenger RNA of Lepidothrix coronata (blue-crowned manakin), 4445 nucleotides long. It is a transcript of the gene COMMD2, whose product is annotated as COMM domain containing 2. The transcript has 5 exons. The coding region runs from base 23 to 622 and encodes 199 amino acids. Lineage: Eukaryota; Metazoa; Chordata; Aves; Passeriformes; Pipridae. The record is from RefSeq and is a predicted model, not a curated record.